GAGUGUUGGAUGGUGCAAUUUUUUGUCUUAUUUCCAGAUUCAAUUCAAAGAGUUUUAGAGCGUAUUAAUCGAUUGAAGGGGGUUCAAUUGAAAAACAAUAGUGUGCCGCAGUGUUUGAUCGCUUCUGUGCUAGUGUGGGAACAACAUUUCGCUGAAAUUUGUGACAUUCCUGUAGUGGCGAGACAGCGCACUAUGAACUAGGUUUGCCUCUUGCUCGCUUCCUUCGUGUAUGAAUGAGUAAAGAAAAAGUACGUUGUGUGGAUGAGCAAAAUUAAAAGGCAAACUAUCGUGCAGAUUGUCGAGCCUCUGCGAUUCUAGAAGCCGAAGCAUUUUAUUCGGAAGUCAUCAGAUGCAGAGUUACAGUAUAGUCAAUUGAGUCCUAUCAAACAGUUUUCAAAACUGUAUAUUCUAUUGUGAAUGUAUAAAUCAAUAGCAUAUCUGUACGAACCACAAUGCAAAGUUUGGAACCUGCAUCAUGUCAAGAAGCUGAUUACAUGUUAAAUGAUGCUUACUGUAAACUAAGAAAGUCUCCUUCGCGCCAGCAGACCUUGUUAAUCGAUCCGCCGCCUCAGUAUCCAAGUCUACCUAGUCCCAUUCUGAAUGACAGCACUCCACUGUUCAACACCAGCAGCAGCAGCAGUGCCACCAGUCCUCUCCCAUCGUCAUCAUAUGCUACGCUAAGUGGAAUCCAGUCAACUUCGCCACCUGAAACACUUCUCGCAACGCCGUCUACUUCGUUAUCUUCCUCUUGUCUUGGUUCCGGCAGUGCCAGUUCGACCUCCCAGCUGUUUAAGUUAUCGACGAGUAGCAGUGUUUCGGCCAACAGUUUAUCACUCAGCAAUCACCAUCACAUCGACAAGAGGGGAGCGACUGAUUCCGGCUAUGUCAGUAGCUCCCCAUCAAAAAAGUCGAAACUAUCUUCCUCGGCCGGAUCACUAACACCAUCAACAUCAGGGUCUUCAUCAAUCAACAGUUCUUCCACCGGCGCCACUAAUUUUGCCGGUAGUAGCAGCAGCAGUAGUAGCAAUCACCACCAUCAUCAUUCGCAUCAUCAUGUUCAGUAUCAUGGCGGUGGCAGUAGCAGCGGCAGCCAUCCGUAUGGAUCCGCAGCUUCUCCCUCGUCCGCUAGUCUUGGAAUUGUCACUGGGCCAUCGUCGACUGGUGGAAGCACUCACGCCAACGGCAAGUUUAACAUACAUGACAAGCUUAGGGAAUUGUAUCUUGAAUUACUAGCUGAGGACAAUACUGAAACUAAUAGGCUUAACUUAAGGAAUACGUCGUUUCUGUUGGAAAAACUGGUGUUGCGAGAAAAUCUCAACACUCUGAUCCUAAAUCUCUAUCCCGGCAAUAAAGGAUAUUCGUUAGCAUUUAGAAGAGGAACUGAGCAAUCAUGUGAUGGAGGGCGAAAUAUCUCAAAAAGUGGUGCUAUAUCGUCGGAACGUGCCGGUUCACCCCUGUCGGGAACCGCCACGAUGGAUAUCAACUCCGAGCUACUCCAGGAGACGAUCCGGUGGCCGUACGAGGAAGAAGAACUGCUGGAGUGCAUCGACCGCGAGGAACUCCCGCUCGUACUUGUUGAUAUGUUCGAGACCAAAUGUCCUGGCUUAUUCUAUUCUGGAUGUGUGAUUGCGGAGAUUCGGGACUAUCGGCAGUCGUUUCCCAUCUUUACCUGUGAUACGUACCAUGUGCUGCUGAAACCGACUAACCAGACUUUAUUAGCCGACGUCAAUCUGCUUACCGCCGACGGCGAUUGGAGUCCGGAGGAGAAGCUCGCCCUGGAAAGUCAGCUGGUUUUGGCAACGGCCGAGCCUCUCUGUCUGGAUCCAAAUCCGGAGGUAGGCAUUAUGGCUAUCAACCAGCAGCACCGACGUCACAUCUUCAACACGACACCGAUUAGGCGACAGGCGAAAAAGUUUUCCCAGGUCGCCAUCAAUCGUAAAAGGAAAACGGAUCAGUUUACUCACAGUUUCGGGCUGGAACUGAGCGACUUCAUGACAAAGUACCGGGCAAAGCCGCGCCAGUACGCAGCGACCAAACGAAGCGUGGUUAGUUUCACACUGCCGAAGAAACCAUCCGAUGUGAGUCCAACGGUUAAUGUACCGAAUCUGGAACUGCCCGAGUUGGCAACUCCGACGGAUGUAAACGUGGAGAAAUUUGCACGAAAGUAUGAUGGGCCUAAGGAAAGUAGGGAUUGUAUACCGCAGCUUAUUGAGGAGUACAUUCUGGAGACGGACCGGGUCGUUAGUCGGGGUGAUACACGGACGUACCAUAUAAAGCUUUCGAUUUUUCAACGACCGUCCAACUCGGAAUAUCUGGGAGAGUUGUACGUUGAUCGGGACUAUCGGGAGAAUGAGCGAAAUGGAGAGGCAUGUCAGUUCACGUUAGGAACUCGAGCGCAUGCACAUCGUUACAUACAACAAUUUACCGAGAUUUUUACGGAAGAAGGUAGAAAGUCAGUUAAGAUUACCCACUUAGUACCAGGUCAGAUACCAAAGGUGCUCCAUACUGCUGGAAUGCGAGAGCAAAGUGUGCAGCAGCAACAACAACAACAACAGCAACAUCAACAACAGCAGCAUCAGCUGCAGCAACAACAAGCAAUUCAACAGCAGCAUGCUCAUAUCCAACAACAAGCCCACAUUCAACAGCAAAUUUCGCAAAUUCAGCAACAGCUUCAGUCUCAUCCCACGCAUGCUUUAAUAACCAGACUGCAAGCAACUAAUCCAGCGUUGGUGUCCCAGAUCGCAUCAGCUGGUGGAAAUAUAACGAUUAAUGCUACGAAUUCGAGUGCGCUUCCAGGCAAUCAUCAGCAGCAACAGCCGCAGCAAGCGCAAAUCGUUCAACAGCAACUUACUCAACCACAGAUCAUAACCGCUGGUCCGUCCACCAACAUAAUUACUAUUGGAGGGGCUACGCUUCAGCAGCAUCAACAGCAGCAACAGAUUCAAAUUCAACAACAACAGCAACUUCCAACCCAGCAUCAGCUGUUGGCAACGACUGCUGGACAUCAACAAAUUUUCACCACCUGUGAUACUUCCACCAGUUCCAAUUCACAACAGCCAGUGGGCACUACGAUCACUCUUCACCAGCAACAACAGCAUCAGCAACAGCAGCAGCAGCAACAACAACAGCAGGUGCAACAAAUCCAAGCGCAAACACAUCAACCACAACAGCAAACACUUAGUCUCAGCAAUGGUUCAUUAUUACUAGUUCAACCAACCGGUCAAAUUUCGAAUUUGACGGCUACUGCUGGUGGCAAUCAUCAGACUGGUGCGGGGAACACUACCGUCGGAACGCAAAAUAUUCAAGGCUUUACCUUCACAUCAGCUCCACAAACUGCCACUAUCAUCAAUCAGGGUACCACGAGUUCUGCAGGGAAUCGCGUUCCAUUGCUGGUCAGACUAGAUAAUAAGGCUUCACAGCAGUUACAACAGCAGCAACAACAGCAACAGCAGCAGCAUCAACAACAACAGCAAACUCAACAUGUUCAAUCUCAACAGCAAAAUCAAAGCACUACUACCACAAUUCAUACAAACAAUCCGGAGAUUGACGCCAUCGCUCUUAGCAUAAUGAACUCUGCCAACCAAUUCCGCCAGCAACAGCAGCAGCAACAACAACAGCAGCAGCAGCAGCAACAACAACAACAACAACAACAGCAGCAACAGCAACAACACCAGCAGCAGCAACAACACGCGGUUAAAUCAAAUUCUAAUGCUGCUAUCAUAAGUCUGUUGAAUAGUGCUCCGGCUGCCAUGACCAAUUCAUCUGUGCUAAGUAGCAGUUUGACUGUACCGGUUGGAAAGACUGGUACUGAAUUGCACCAGCAACAAACGGUCCAGCAGCAACAACCACAACACACGAUACAUCAUCAUCAGGUGACGGGCACGACAACAAUAUCUGGAAGUGCAGCUGCUGCACUGUUCAAUAGUGUCGGUGGACGAAAAAUACAAAUUCAACAACCCGGUAGCCAGAGGAUACUGAAUCACACAAACCUGAUUGCCGUCAGUAGUAAUCCAACCAAUGGUGGUAUGGGACAAACCCAGUUAAUCAAUAUUCAAUCGGCUCCUGUCAGUGCAGGUGAUCAUCAACAGCAGCAAGUGCAGCAACACAUGCAACCCUCCAACAUUCGUGUGACGAUGUCUGCGUUAGCUUCCCAGCUGGCGUCACCUCCCGCCAUUCUUACCACCUCAAAUGUUCCACAGAGCUUUAACGUAGUUGCUGCUACCGGAAACUCAACUGGUCAGAAUUAUAACAAUGCAAAUAACAAUACCACCAGCAAAUUGAUAAUCAACAGUACAAAUCAACGAAUACUGAACAUCAAUACGAACAGCGCCAAUAGUUCGUCUGCGGCUGCAGCAGUUGCAGCUGCUUUGGGUGGGGCAAUCCGUCGAGUGAGUAGCACUGGUGGCGAUGGAAGCGGAGGUAUACAGUUGCAAAUUCAGGGCGCGGAUGGUAUUCGACGAAUCACAACCGGUAAUGGAAAUGAUAUACAGCUCCAGAUCCAAGGAAUAUCGUCACCCGGUUCGGAUCAUUCGAAUGCUUCAUCAUCGACCUCUGUAAAUGCUGCUGUGAGUAGCACAAGUGGGUCUGGUACCGGGGCAGGCACAACCGGCAACAUCAUAUUUAAUAACAUGUCAGGUCUAAGUGCAUUACUGGCAAACACCACAUCUCCAUCUCCUCAGCAGCAGGCGGCAUCCGCUGCAGUGGUGGAUAGCGGUUCUGCACUCACCGUGACAAACACCUCUAAUCUAGGCAGUAACAAUAGUAGUAACAACACUAGUAAUAAUAAUUCAGCAUUAAUCGAAAGACUGACUUCAUCUAGUAAUAUAAACCUAACCAAUAACCUUCCGAAUGCGAGCCCCGGCCUGCAGUUCACGAUACCAUCGCCUAAGACGCCCCAGCAACAGCAAUCUCAGCAGCAGCAUUUGCAAAUACAGUCCCCAUCAUCAUCGAUAUCGCCACUCUCUAGUCCUCCGCCGUCGGUUACGCUUCAUCCACAACAACAACAGCAGCAGCAGCAACAACAGCAGGUUCAGCAAAUUCAGCAGCAGCAGCAACAACAACAACAACAGAUACAGCAUCACCAUCAGCCCCAUCAAACGACCGUUAACCUACAGGGACUGAACUUUGCUAGUCUGCACGGUGCAAUGACGUCGAUUCCGGGGCUGCAGAAUGUUCAGGUUCAAAUCCCCGGACUGGCGCAACCAAUUUCCCUGACUCUUUCUUCCGCUCCGUCCACCGGUGCGACCAGUGUACUGAACGCAGCCAACAAUAGUGCCGCAGGCGGUAACACCGGUCAUCACCAGACCACCAGCCUACUGGUAUCCGUUCCGGUGUCCAACGCUGGCAGUGCUGGUGCUGCCCAGUUGAAUGCGCUAAAUACUGCUGGAAAUACUGCUACCAGUGUGGCCGGAAGUGCGACGGCCAACAUUCUCAGUGCAAAUUCCCAAGCCGCUACACAAACGGUGGUUCUCGCCAACCCCCAGACAAGUGUUGGUGGAUCUAGUCUGCUCUCUUUGCCAAUUGCUCAAAUUGUGACCUCCGGAAUGAAAGGACUGGGCCAGCAGAGUAUACGUGCAGGAACGCCCCUGACAGUCAACACGGGUCAACCAGGUCAGCAAAUACAGCUGCUCAAUAUUAGCCAACGGUCACGAAGCGGUCAGCUUCCAGUGGUAACAUCAGUUACAACACCCAUCACCGCCAAACAGAUUGCCGCUCGGGUAGCUCAACAGCGGGCAAUGUCCGGAUCGACGCUGAAAAUUGCAACACCAAUAUCAGCAGCCACACAUCACGGUCAACAACAGCUGGGUCAAACGUUGAAUGUGACUAGCGGUGGUGCGGCUCCGAAUCAAUUGGUCAUGACAACCAAACAACUUCAGCUCAAGCUUCAACAGCAGCAACACCAGGUCCAACAACAGCAACAGACCCAACAGAUAAUGACCACUUCCAACCAAGCCGCCGCCACACAGAUUCACAUACAACAGCAUCAGCAACUGGCGCAAGCCCAGCAACAGCUGCAGCAGCAGGUGCAUGCACAGCAGCAUCAGCAGCAGCAACAGCAGACCCAGCAAAUCAGUAUCAUCAACAACAGCGUCGUAUCGCCGCUUCCUCUGCCAACCAUCACACCCCCGCCACCACCGCAAUCCGUUUCACACCAUCAGAGCGUGGUUAACGCGCUAGCAGGUAAAAAUCGACGAAGAUCCGCGGCGGACAUGAAUAAGUAAGCAAAUUCAUCUCCAGAAUAAUGUUCUUUUGUUUCUCUGCCUCUGCAAUUAAACUGCCGAAGCAGCCCGUGCAUACAACAUGCACACGGUAAACACGCGAAAACCAUUCACGACAACAGCUCCUUUUUAGUCACUUUAGCUUUAAGAACAAAUUAGCAAUGUCUCCCCGCAUCGCGCUAUGUCGAGACGGUCCUAUUAAGCAGGGUUUAUUUGAUCAAGGAAUAAACAAAGUUUUUUUUUAUUUAAA
Molecule: messenger RNA, 6468 nt
Organism: Topomyia yanbarensis
Lineage: Eukaryota; Metazoa; Arthropoda; Insecta; Diptera; Culicidae
Gene: Spt20
Exons: 9
Coding region: 453-6221 (1922 amino acids)
Biological process (GO): proteolysis; regulation of transcription by RNA polymerase II
Cellular component (GO): SAGA complex
Molecular function (GO): aspartic-type endopeptidase activity; transcription coregulator activity
Source: RefSeq, a predicted model, not a curated record